Messenger RNA from Arachis ipaensis, 782 nucleotides. Lineage: Eukaryota; Viridiplantae; Streptophyta; Magnoliopsida; Fabales; Fabaceae. The record is from RefSeq and is a predicted model, not a curated record.
UAAGGUGUAUCCUGAGUCUUCUCCCAUUCCUCCUUCAAAAGUUGCAGAUCCAAGGCCUGGACCAGCUAAAUCUUCUCAAGAUUCUGGACCUGGUCCCAGUAUAUACUGACACCUACAUAUUCCUGUGAAAAUGAUGGAAGAUUUUUUGAGACUGGCUUCCAAAAACACACGGAAAAACUUAGAGACAUGUGGUGUUCUUGUAGGCUCCCUGAAAAACAGGAUUUUUCAUAUCACUACACUUAUUAUCCCAAAGCAGGAGUCAACUUCAGACUUGUGUUUAACAUUGAAUAAUGAAGAAGAAAUAUUUGAAGUUCAGGACAGCUUAUCACUGUUUCCUUUAGGCUGGAUACAUACACACCCAUCACAAACUUGCUUCAUGUCAUCCGUGGACCUGCACACCCAUUACUCAUACCAGGUAAUAUGGCAUUAUUAUUAUUCAAAUUCUGUGACUAUUCACAUUGUAGAUUUUGCUGGAGCAGUCUAUACAUCCCUCUUGUUAAGGCUAUGGAAAAGAAAAAGAAAUAGUUGCAAUAAUGCUAGAUAAUAGAUUUUUAGUUGUGGUUUGUAAUAAUUUAGAUAAAGAAGAUAAAGAGCAAAUAUCAUGAAUAUUAAUAGAGAAUUGGUAUGUUGUGUGAAUUCAUUGAUUAUGAAGAUGCAUGAAUCGGACUAGGUACUUAAAAAUAAAUCCAAUAUAAUAAAAAUUGAAAACAAAUAUGUAUUUGGUAUCAGCGAACAUGAUAAGGUCAGGGUGUAUUUUCAUACCGACUAUCAUUUCACUUUUU